AUGUCAAGCUUCUUGCAUAAAAAAUGGAUAAAAGAAAAGGUAUUAAAUUAUCUGAAUAAUAUUGAUGAACCUGUCAAAAAACCUAUAAGAGCACAGAUAUUUGAGUUUUUAACAGUUCGAUUGGAAACAGAUAAUUUGAAAGAAAAAACCUGUGCCAAAAUCCAUGACAACAAAUUUUACAUUCGAUGUUUUUUUAGCGACGAGUGUAUUCAAAAAUUUGAAAGUGAAGAAAAAUCGUCUAUAAUUUCGAUAAAAGGUUCACAUAUCAUAAUUUUCGAAUCCUCCUUUCGAUUUAUAAAAGAUGCCUCUAUAAAAUCUCCCGGUUACGACUGUUUUCUAAACAUUGAAAGAUUCAAAUAUUCAACUAAUAUUACUCAUGGUCUCGGAGAUCUUCAAUUAAUGGAUGUUCGAGAAGAUAACGAUGUUAAAGUCGCGUUGAGGAGACGAUAUAAAAAACUUUAUCCGUUUUCUAAUCCUGGGUGGGGGGUACUUGUUGAAAUUUUAACUUGCAGCUUAAUUUCUGAUAUAAUCUCACGUGCUGAAGAUCAUUGUUUUGUUUUAAUGGGGAUGGGCAAAAAAUUAUUAUAA
Cetraspora pellucida is the source of this 588-nucleotide messenger RNA. Lineage: Eukaryota; Fungi; Glomeromycota; Glomeromycetes; Diversisporales; Gigasporaceae. The record is from the annotation of a GenBank genome assembly.